CAGAAGCAAACACUUCAAAGUGAGAAAAAUAAAAGUAAAAUAGAAAGAAGUAAUUUCAAAGCAAAACGCUAAUUCAAUCAGAAUAUAUAUUUGAAAGUGAAAAAUAAAAGUUGAUUUAUUUGUGAAUUGUGAAACAAAGUGAAAAAAAAGUAAAAAAAGUAAAAAUGCCAGCAAUUGGAAUUGAUUUGGGAACAACUUAUUCGUGCGUUGGAGUUUUUCAACACGGAAAAGUGGAAAUAAUUGCAAACGAUCAAGGCAAUCGAACAACGCCAAGCUAUGUCGCAUUCACCGAUACCGAACGUUUGAUUGGCGAUGCGGCCAAAAAUCAAGUCGCCAUGAAUCCAAAAAAUACCAUCUUCGAUGCAAAGCGAUUGAUUGGCCGCAAAUUCGAUGAUCCAAAAAUCCAAGACGAUCUUAAACAUUGGCCAUUCACUGUUGUCAGUGAAAAUGGAAAACCAAAACUCGUCGCUGAAUUCAAAGGAGAACGUAAACGUUUCGCACCAGAAGAAAUUAGUUCGAUGGUUUUAACAAAAAUGAAAGAAACGGCCGAAGCAUAUUUGGGUGAAACUAUCACAGACGCUGUCAUCACAGUGCCAGCUUACUUCAACAAUGCACAGCGAGAAGCAACAAAAGACGCUGGUAUGAUUGCUGGAUUGAACGUUCUUCGUAUCAUAAACGAACCCACGGCGGCAGCACUGGCCUAUGGAUUGGACAAACAUUUACAGAGUGAAAAGAAUGUACUUAUUUUCGAUUUGGGCGGCGGUACAUUUGAUGUUUCGAUUCUUUCGAUUGAUGAAGGUUCACUGUUUGAAGUACGUUCAACGGCCGGAGAUACCCAUUUGGGCGGCGAAGAUUUCGACAAUCGUUUGGUAACACAUUUUGCCGAUGAAUUCAAGCGCAAAUUCAAAAAGGACAUGGCCACCAAUCCACGAGCAUUGCGACGAUUGCGAACAGCGGCCGAACGCGCUAAACGUACACUUUCGGCAAGUACUGAGGCCACCAUUGAAAUAGAUUCAUUGUUUGAGGGCAUUGAUUUCUAUACAAAAAUAACGCGUGCCCGUUUCGAAGAAUUGUGCGGUGAUUUAUUCCGAGCCACACUACAACCCGUGGAGAAAGCACUGGCCGAUGCUAAAUUGGAUAAAUCGAAGAUCGAUGAAAUUGUUUUGGUCGGUGGCUCUACUCGUAUACCAAAAGUUCAAUCAUUAUUGCAGAACUUCUUCAACGGCAAACAAUUGAAUCUCUCAAUCAACCCAGAUGAGGCCGUCGCUUACGGAGCAGCCGUUCAAGCAGCCAUUCUCACCGGCAGCAAAGACAGUAAGAUUCAAGAUGUUCUUUUGGUCGAUGUGACACCACUUUCGCUUGGUAUCGAAACAGCUGGCGGUGUGAUGACCAAACUCAUUGAACGAAACGCUCGUAUUCCAUGCAAACAAACACAAACAUUCACCACAUACGCCGACAAUCAACCAGGCGUUUCGAUUCAAGUAUUUGAAGGUGAGCGAGCAAUGACUAAAGACAACAACGUAUUGGGUAGCUUUGAAUUGAGCGGCAUUCCGCCAGCACCGCGUGGCGUUCCAAAGGUUGAGGUGACAUUCGAUUUGGAUGCAAAUGGUAUUCUCAAUGUAACAGCGAAAGAAAUGAGCACAGGCAAAUCAAAGAAUAUCACCAUUAAAAAUGACAAAGGUCGCCUAUCGCAAUCGGAAAUUGAUCGAAUGUUGGCCGAAGCUGAAAGAUAUCGCGAAGAGGAUGAGAAACAACGUGAAAAAAUUGUCGCUCGUAACAAUCUCGAGGGUUAUGUGUUCAGUGUGAAACAAGCGGUCGGUGAGGCCGGCGACAAAUUGUCAGAUGAUGAAAAAUCCAAAGCUCGCAAUUGUUGUGAAGAAACGCUGCGAUGGCUCGAUGCCAAUGGAUUGGCCGAAAAAGACGAAUUUGAACACAAAAUGAAAGAGGUCACUCAAAUCUGUUCACCAAUCAUGACAAAGAUUCACACAGGCGGAGCAGGACCAAACAAUUGUGGCCAACAGGCUGGAAACAAUUUCAACAACCGUCAAGGGCCAACCGUUGAAGAAGUCGACUAAAGUCACAAAAAUCAAUAGAUAUAACCAUUACAACUUAAGAAUGUCUUCAAAUAAAAAAGUAUUUUAAAAUAGAAUUUAAUAGUAGUUCGAAUAUGAUUAGAGAAUAAGCAAAAUGUAAAUCGUAUUAUUGAUGUCAAAUAAAUAAAUAAAGUAGUACUAAGUUAUAAAAAGAAA
Contarinia nasturtii (swede midge) is the source of this 2249-nucleotide messenger RNA. Its product is annotated as heat shock protein 70 B2-like. The record is from RefSeq and is a predicted model, not a curated record. Gene Ontology annotation, molecular function: ATP binding; heat shock protein binding; ATP hydrolysis activity. The transcript has a single exon. Lineage: Eukaryota; Metazoa; Arthropoda; Insecta; Diptera; Cecidomyiidae. Gene Ontology annotation, cellular component: cytoplasm. Gene Ontology annotation, biological process: cellular response to unfolded protein; protein refolding. The coding region runs from base 165 to 2075 and encodes 636 amino acids.